Molecule: messenger RNA, 1602 nt
Organism: Octodon degus (degu)
Lineage: Eukaryota; Metazoa; Chordata; Mammalia; Rodentia; Octodontidae
Product: keratin, type II cytoskeletal 74
Exons: 10
Coding region: 1-1602 (533 amino acids)
Biological process (GO): intermediate filament organization; keratinization
Cellular component (GO): keratin filament
Molecular function (GO): structural constituent of skin epidermis
Source: RefSeq, a predicted model, not a curated record
AUGAGUUGGCAACUGAACAGCAACCCCAGCGGUUACAAGGGCAACUUCAGUGUGCAUUCUGCAGUGGUGCCAAGGAAGGCGAAGUGUGGUGUGGCCUCUUACCAUGCUCCUGGCCAACGGGGUGGGGCUGGUUUCAGCAGCCGGAGCCUCUACAGUCUUGGAGGGAAUCAGCAUGUUUCCUUCCAUGUGGCCAACAGUGGUAUUUGGGCUGGAGGAUACAGCUCUGAGCAUGGCACUGGGUAUGGAGGCAGCCAGCCCAGAGGCUUUGCUGGUAGCAUGUUUGGCAGCUUGGCCCUGGCACCAGGGUGUCUGUCUGUGUGCCCACCUAGGGGCAUCCACCGAGUCACUGUUAACAAGAACCUCCUGGCUCCCCUCAAUAUGGAGCUGGACCCUGAGAUCCAGAAAGUGCGGGCCCAAGAGCGGGAGCAGAUCAAGUUGCUGAAUGACAAGUUUGCAUCCUUCAUUGACAAGGUGCGCUUCCUGGAGCAGCAGAACCAGGUGCUGCAGACCAAGUGGGAGCUGCUGCAGCAGCUGGACCUGAACAACUGCAGGCAGAACCUGGAGCCCAUUUACGAGGGCCACAUCAGCAGCCUGCGGAAGCAGCUACAGAUGCUGUCUGGGGACAGGGUGAGGCUGGACUCAGAGCUCAGGAGCAUGAGGGACAUGGUGGAGGACUACAAAAAGAGAUACGAGGUGGAGAUUAAUCAGCGCACAGAGGCUGAGAAUGAAUUUGUGGUGCUCAAGAAGGAUACAGAUGCAGCCUACAUAGCCAGGGUGGAGCUUCAGGCCAAGGUGGACUCUCUGGACAAAGACAUGAAGUUCCUCAAGUGUCUGCAUGAUGCGGAGAUUGACCAACUCCAGACUCAUACAAGUGAGACUUCUGUCAUCCUGUCCAUGGACAAUAACCGGGACCUGGACCUGGACAGUAUCAUCACUGAGGUCCGCACCCACUAUGAGGACAUCACCCAGAAGAGCAAGACUGAGGCUGAGGCACUGUACCAGACCAAGAUCCAGGAGCUGCAGCUAGCAGCUGGCCGGCAUGGAGAUGACCUCAAACAUACCAGGAAUAAGAUGUCAGAGCUGAGUCAGCCCAUCCAGAAGAUCCGCUGUGACAUCAUCAGUGUGAAGCGGCAGUGCUCCAAUCUGGAGACAGCUAUUGCUGAUGCUGAGCAGCGAGGGGACAGUGCCCUCAAGGAUGCCUGGACCAAAGUGGAUGAGCUGGAGGGUGCCCUGCGCCAGGCCAAGGAUGAGCUGUCCCGGCUGCUGCGUGAGUACCAGGAGCUCAUGAGCCUGAAGCUGGCCUUGGACGUGGAGAUCGCUACCUACCGCAAGCUGCUGGAGAGUGAGGAGUGCAGGAUGUCCGGUGAGAAUCCAUCCUCUGUGAGAAUCUCUGUCAUUAGCAGCAGUGGCUAUGGCCACCACCCCAGCUCCAGGAGAACCGACCUUGAGGUCAGCAGUGCAGCCAUCAAACAUGGAAGCCCCAGAAGUGGCCAGACCAAGACUCAAGGGGCACAAGCAAAAGACCCCAAGGACUCUCAAGACCGGAGUGUCCCAGCCGCUAGCAGGAGGCUUUGGAAACACAAGUCAUCAUCACCUUCUUAG